AUAAAGUUAUAUGAAUAAAUUAUAUGAAACGAAACGAAAUGACAUGAAAACCGUUCUCAGUAAAAUUGUGGUUAUUUACCAGAGACUUCAGUGGACUUUUUGGAAGAGUCCGUGAGGCCACGUCCGAAGGUUUUGCUUUAUUUACCCACAUUUGUGUACUCUCACACUAAAUCAUAAAUAAUACACUUAAUAAUUAAGAUGCUAAACAGUUAAUAUGCCACCGUUAUUACAUUUAAAUCCGAAUAAAAACUAAAUUAUCAAAAUAAAACAAAACAUACAAAUGCUAUCCUCAUAUUCCCGCCAAAAAGUCCGUACGUCUAUUAACUUUUUCUUGGGAUUUUAUGACCUGGUAACUAAGAUCUUUAAGUCAUGUCUUAUUUUUAUUUAUAUUCUUAUAUUUAUAAAAAAUGAUAAUAUGGAGUGAAAUGAAAUCAAAUGUCAUUAAUCAACUGGGAUGAAAUAAAAUAAAAUGAGAUGAGAUGAAAUGAUAUGGGAUGAAAUAUACUCUCAGUAUAAUGGUGGUUAUUUACUGAGACUUUAGUGCACUUUUUUUUAGACGAUCCCGAGAAGUUUCGUCCAGCAGCUUUGUUUUAUUUUCCUACAUUUGUGCACGUUCACAGAUACCAAACAGUCAAAAAAUCACCAUUAUUACGCAUUUAAACCUGAAGAAACACUAAAUAGACAAAACUGCCUCACUCACUCCUCGCGCUCUCGCCAAAAAGUCCCAAAAUGAUUACAUAAGUACUAAUAUAUCUUCUAAUUUGGCGGUCGAUUGCGCUUUAUGUACUGCCACGGUUUAUUUAAGCAAAAAAUAAGGUUUUACGUUCAGAUUUCAUUUCACACUAAUGACAUUUAACCUUCAAGUUUCCAAAACGAUUUUCGAAUUGCCAGAAUAGAUUUUAAUAAAUUAAUUAAUAAUUAAUGCUUCCCCCGUAUUUGUGCACAUUUCCGUAAUUAAUAUACCAUUGAAAUAUAGAGCUAAACCUGUCUUUUUUAAUCCACAGUCAGAUGAAAGUUCUCAUGGCCUACCUGUGGUUACUGGAGCUGCUCAUCCAAAUACUAUAAUACCCAUUGUAUCUUUACAUUAAUUGAAAUCUUCUGUCUCUCAUUGCUCGGUUUACACCUUCAUUAUCAUAGAUAGCAUAAUGAGUAGUUGUACCCACUUAAACAACACUAGAUUAGGCCGAAAUGCUAGUCUAUACCUUACAGGGUAUUCUCAUUUCAGUUGUGUUGUUACCAACAUUGUAAAUCAACAUAGGCUUGAAAGUAUUGUAACCCCAGCCCUGAAUUUGUUACUAAAAAAACAAGCAAAUGUCAAAGAUGCUAAAACAGAAAACAAAUUUCCACAAAAAAAUUAAAAUUAAUGGAUUUCUGAAUGAAAUUAACUCAGAAUGUCGAAUAAGAAAUACGGAGAAUGCAGGUGUUGUUCAGCAAAAGGCAAACACAGAGAUAUUACGAAGGAAUAUUAUCACAAUGGUCUAAGAGAAGUGUUCAUUGACAAUUUUAUCGACUGCUUCAAUUUAUUUUUAUCAACUCACAAACAGCUGACAACAUUAAUUUGUUCGAGUUGUGUAUCAAGGCUCCGGGAUGCAUGUUGCUUCAGGAACCUAGUCGUAAAUACAGAACGGAAACUUCUAGAAGCUGUUGGAGGUCAGGGGCAGCCUGUCUUUGUCAAUGUUCCAGUCGAUGAAUCGUCACCAGACACAGAGUUUGAUAUAAAGGUAGAACAAAACAGUGACAUAAAGGAGGAGCCUCAGGACUCAGAUGAUGAACUCCUCGGCCUAGAUAAUACUGUUGAUGACGAUUAUGAUAUCGACUUGGAUGUGAGAGAGGAUCUGGUGGAGGGCGAGGAAGAGUUACUGGCUCGGUUCAGGAGCGAAGUUCUAGAUCCACUUCCUACUAGGCACACUUUAAGACAGAUAUGUCCUAAUUACGCCAGACAUUUGGAUUUGCUCAAGGGAAUAACGGUAUUCCCUAGGACGUUAAAGAAACUACUCAAAGAGAAUGAGAGCAGGCGUCCCAUGAUCGCCGGCAAUGUCUACAUAACCGAGAAAGUGGCUCAGGUCGUCAACGCGACCACACUCUUAAAAUAUUCGAACAUGACGCCCUUCAAAAGCAGAGGCCGGAAGGGAUUCUUGUGUUUCUAUUGUCCGAAUAUAUUCGAGAGCGCAACAAAACUCCGCGAGCACACCUCCGAACACGACAAGGAACUGAUUAACGGCAUCCUGAAGACGUACAUCACGGAGAGUUUGGUCGUGAACGUGGACGUUACCGAUUUGGCCUGCACCAUAUGCGGUCAGUUUUUGAAGAGCCUGAACGAGAUGAAAUCGCAUCUGACCGGCGUUCACAAGAUGAAAUACUACAGCGAAUUCACGGAUCGCUUGAUACCGUUCAAGUUGGACGUGAACAUGUUUGUGUGUCAGGUUUGCGAAUGUAAUUUCGAGACUUUCGGCGCGAUCGAGCGUCACAUGAACGUUCAUUACCGGAAUUAUAUAUGUAAAGAGUGCGGCACGGGUUUCGUGACGAGGGCCAGACUAAAAGUGCACUUCGGGAACACGCACGUCGGCGGGGCGUUCCCCUGCGAGAUGUGCGGAAAAAUGUUCGUAACGCAACUCCGACUGAAGAAUCAUAUCAAUUCUGUACACAAAAUGGUGAAGAGGUUCCGCUGCAAUAAAUGCUCGGAGCGGUUCACGGAGUACGUUUAUAGGCAGAAGCAUCUGGAAGAUGUCCACGGGGUGCCAAGCAUCAAGUACAAAUGUAAUGUCUGCGAAAAAUCGUUCAGUCGACGCUACAAUCUCUCGAUGCACAUGAAGAGGGAUCAUUUGGAGGAGAAGAAUUUUCAGUGCGAGCUGUGCCCCUAUAAAUGUUUCUCGAAUAAACAGUUGAGUAUGCACAUGAUAAAGCACAACGGGGAGAAGAUUUACGAGUGUUCGGUCUGUAAAAAAUCGUAUGCCCGCAAGAAGACUUUGAGUGAACAUAUGAAGAUCCACAAUAAUGACCGCAGGUUCGCGUGCGCAGUCUGCGGCCAGGCUUUUGUGCAGAAAUGCAGCUUAAAGGGACACAUGAAGACGCACCAUCUCGAAUAUAAUUUAGCAUAAUAAAUACAUUUGGAAAUUG
Messenger RNA from Bombyx mori (domestic silkworm), 3117 nucleotides. RefSeq names its product zinc finger protein 226. Gene Ontology annotation, biological process: regulation of transcription by RNA polymerase II. Gene Ontology annotation, molecular function: zinc ion binding; RNA polymerase II transcription regulatory region sequence-specific DNA binding; DNA-binding transcription factor activity, RNA polymerase II-specific. The transcript has 5 exons. The record is from RefSeq and is a predicted model, not a curated record. Gene Ontology annotation, cellular component: nucleus. Lineage: Eukaryota; Metazoa; Arthropoda; Insecta; Lepidoptera; Bombycidae. The coding region runs from base 1392 to 3098 and encodes 568 amino acids.